Messenger RNA from Dacryopinax primogenitus, 840 nucleotides. RefSeq lists its product as uncharacterized. Bases 43 to 273 code for a protein of 76 amino acids. The transcript has 3 exons. The record is from RefSeq and is a predicted model, not a curated record. Lineage: Eukaryota; Fungi; Basidiomycota; Dacrymycetes; Dacrymycetales; Dacrymycetaceae.
GGAGGGUAUCGAAUUAUGUAAGGGUGAUGAAGCGUUACGGAUAUGGGUCGAUGCAAGGGUAUUCAUAGCGCGGCUUCCCCCGUGGAGAGGCCGUCGGGGUAUAGAGCCGAUGCCUUGAUUGCGAGGGGUAUAAGAUCUCACGUUGGAGGAAACGAGAACGUCUUCGGAGGAGGCAGGAAUGCUUCCAGCGCGCAGUCGUGGGAGAUAGGAUUGCAGAGCUGUCAUCAACUCAGCUACGCUUGGUUGCGAGCUGAAGUUGAAAGGAUUUGCUGAUGGAUGGAGAAAUGAAUAUAGGAGAUUAUGUAGUUCGGGUGGGAGUGUUGGCGGGUUCGUAAGCAGACCUGAAAGAGCAUGGAGUAACUUUGGAGGCAAUGAAGCAAACGCAUUUCUGCUUUGUGCUCCGGUUCCAGCGCCGUCCGGGGCUCGUGGAGUCAGGUGUGAAGGUCGCUUAGGGGGUGGACUGAGAAUUCCAUUUUGGGUCAGGUCGAUCGCAUCGUCUGCAGAACACCCAGUCGGGCGGAAGGGUAUAGCGGGAUCUAAUCCUCCAAUAAGGCCAGCCUUGCCGAAUAUCUUUUUCUGAGAGGCGAGAUAUCCCGUAGAUCUUGGUUGGGAAGAUCCUUCGGUGAUGUACCCAGAUGGUAAUCUAGGCCAGGGCCGCUUGGGAUGAGCUACCCACCACGAUCCCUGUCGAGCGGGAGAUGUGACAGACAAUUUUGUGACGAGGGCUCAUGAGCGCCCUGCCCAACCUCCCCUACGCUCCCUGCACGAGAUCCAUCUGCCGAUGAUGUGGUGUAUGAGCCGAAAGCAGAUGAAGAUGAAGAGGCUGAUUUUGGUAGAUGC